Daphnia pulex (common water flea) is the source of this 1106-nucleotide messenger RNA. RefSeq names its product ras-related protein Rab-43-like (gene Rab19). Gene Ontology annotation, molecular function: GTP binding; GTPase activity. Gene Ontology annotation, biological process: regulation of exocytosis; protein secretion. The record is from RefSeq and is a predicted model, not a curated record. Lineage: Eukaryota; Metazoa; Arthropoda; Branchiopoda; Diplostraca; Daphniidae. The coding region runs from base 122 to 772 and encodes 216 amino acids. The transcript is spliced from 8 exons.
AUUUAAAAACAACAUUGAAGUUUUUGGAUUGAAGUUCUUGUGUUUGUUUAUAUAAAGAAAAGGUUAGCUAGGCGAAAUCAGUCCACAGUAAUGACACUGUUUUCACUAAGAUACAAGUGAAAUGUCUAGGCUGCCCAGUAAUACCGCUAGUGAAGAGUCUUUUGACUUUCUUUUUAAAAUUGUCGUAAUUGGCGAUUGUGGAAUUGGAAAGACUUCCCUUGUUCAAAGAUUCAAAUCGGGAGUUUUUACAGAACGGUAUACUAAUACGAUCGGGGUGGAUUUUGCAAUGAAAACAGUUGUCAUUGAAGGGAAACAGGUUAAAUUACAAAUAUGGGAUACAGCUGGACAGGAAAGAUUUAGAACCAUUACUCAAAGCUAUUACAGAUCUGCAAAUGGUGUCCUUUUAGUAUAUGAUAUCACUAAAAGAUCAUCAUUUUUAAGUUUACAAAAAUGGAUGGAAGAAAUACGGAGGUUUACAGCUAAUAACAUUUCCUGGAUUUUGAUUGGAAACAAAUGUGACAUGGAUACACUACGUGAAGUUGAACAAGUUGAAGCCCUUGCCAUGGCGGAACUUAUCCCGGAGAUAGUUCUCGUGUUAGAAACAUCAGCUAAGGAUAAUACAAAUGUUGAACAAGCAUUUGUUGAGCUAGCAACAGAAUUAAAGCGUAACCAGUGCGGAUUAGGAAUACAUGACGCUGAACAGCAAGAAGUUUUCAAUUUAAAUACCACCAGAAUAUUGAAAUCCAAGCAAUGCUCAGCUUGUUCAAUUUAAAAUCUCCCAAUCUGCUAUUAACACUGAACCUUAAAUUUGUUAUUACCAUUAAGUAAUUUCAAGCUGCCUUCUAUUGUUAAAAUCUCAUUAUGAAAACGACUCUCAUUUAUAGUUGUUGAAAGUUUUAAAAUGAUUUUGAAGUAAUUUUUGAAAUGUUUCACGUAUAUUUAUAUGCAUAUAAAUAUAAUAAUUAUUUUCGUGUGUUAGAGACUAGAGUAUUAAGUAACAAAGCUCUUAUAUUUUGGUAAAAGCUUGAUUCUCAUCCCAUACAAGGCCUAGUGGUUGAUAUAUAACCUGUGAAAAUGCAUCUGAAUAAAACAGUUUUACCCUGCAA